AUGCGUCAGCCAUCUGCCGAAGACCUCGAUGCCGCUCAUCAACUUGUGUCCUCUGCUCGUGGAGAGCGUGCUGGGUCACAUAUUAUCCAUGAUGGUCAUGUGAGCGAUAGCGCGGCUGACAGUGCUCGCCCGGAUCGACUGAGUCCGAGGGCGGACGCGCACCCUCCGCGUUCAUCAAGUGAACUGCCUGAGCAGAAAGAGGAUGUCAGCGGUCUUGGGCAAAUCUGCAGUAAUUGUGGCACCACUAAGACUCCCCUGUGGCGACGGUCUCCGACUGGGACAACAAUAUGCAACGCUUGUGGGCUAUACCUCAAGACGCGCAACGCUCCGAGACCCACGAAUUUCAAACGUCCAAAUCCAACCACUCCUGCUGAGAGUCCUCGGCAGACAAGCAGAACAUCACCCGCAGCUACAACCUCUCCGACGCCAGUACAAACCCAGCAGCCGGGCAUACCCUACCGAGUUCCAGAGCAUACACCAGGUUCCUGUCCGGGUGGUGGAAACUGUAACGGGGCGGGUGGCGCUGAAGGGUGCGGAGGGUGUCCUGCAUAUAACAACAGAGUCGCAAGGUCUACCAACGCUUCUACUCUAGUCAACCCGCAAACGCCGUCCGAGGGCGAUCGCCAGAACAAUACAGAUACCGCCGCCAGCCAGACUGCCUUUACCACUGCGCCUCCGCCUCAAGCGGCUACGGACAGUGUAUCCUUAGUUGUCGCUUGUAAAAACUGCGGCACCACAGUGACUCCUCUCUGGCGACGGGACGAGCACGGGCAUCCCAUCUGCAACGCCUGCGGCUUAUACCAUAAGUUGCACGGGUCGCAUCGGCCUGUGCAGAUGAAAAAGUCCACCAUCAAGAGACGGAAACGAGUUGUGCCUGCAUAUCCGGACGUCCUCCGAUCGGAUGGCAAUGUGUCGCAGAAGACCGUGUCGACCUCCCCUGAGCCAGUGUCGCCUGGGUUAGACUACCGUGAAAGCUCUGGAGAUCCGACACCUGCACCCAAGAGGAGACGAGCUCCACCACCUGUGGACUAUACAGGGUAUGUGCCAGGGCCAUCUGCAGGUGGUGAUGCUCCCCGUAGCACACAGCCACCUUCCGACGACUACACGGUGCAAGUACGCCUUGCAGCUGCAGCUGCGGAGGGCAUGCAGCUAGACCCUUCAUUGGUCGAUACCGGCCGCCGAUCACAAGAACCGGCACCACGACCGAGUGACGCUUCUGCUCCUGUCAGCGGCCCGAUUGCUGAAACUGAUCGCGAGCACUGGCGCCUAGAACGCCGGGCACAACUUAUGCGAGAGGCAGAGGUAAUGCGUGCGGCGCUGCGGGCAAAGGAGCGCGAGAUUGAUGACCUGACGUGA
Messenger RNA from Capronia epimyces CBS 606.96, 1356 nucleotides. RefSeq lists its product as uncharacterized. The transcript is spliced from 2 exons. The record is from RefSeq and is a predicted model, not a curated record. Gene Ontology annotation, biological process: negative regulation of transcription by RNA polymerase II; positive regulation of transcription by RNA polymerase II. NCBI's taxonomy places the organism in Eukaryota, Fungi, Ascomycota, Eurotiomycetes, Chaetothyriales, Herpotrichiellaceae. Bases 1 to 1356 code for a protein of 451 amino acids. Gene Ontology annotation, molecular function: zinc ion binding; RNA polymerase II cis-regulatory region sequence-specific DNA binding; DNA-binding transcription factor activity, RNA polymerase II-specific.